Messenger RNA from Anopheles darlingi, 3629 nucleotides. RefSeq lists its product as uncharacterized. The record is from RefSeq and is a predicted model, not a curated record. Bases 1315 to 3510 code for a protein of 731 amino acids. NCBI's taxonomy places the organism in Eukaryota, Metazoa, Arthropoda, Insecta, Diptera, Culicidae. The transcript is spliced from 5 exons. Gene Ontology annotation, molecular function: monocarboxylic acid transmembrane transporter activity. Gene Ontology annotation, biological process: monocarboxylic acid transport; transmembrane transport.
CCCCCGCCGUGCUGCGAGGCGAGGUUUCGCGCGACACUUUCCGGGCAUCCGAUAAGCCUUUCGCUCUCCGCCAGAGAUAGAGAGAGAGAGAGAGCGCGCGCGCGAUAGAGAAUGAGAAUAACGGGCAAGAGCAGAGAGAGAGAGCAGGGGAGAGAGAAAGAGAGAGAGAGAGAGAGAGAGAGGAAGAGAGAGAGAGAGAUUAAGUGUAUUUUAGCGUGUAUUUGUGCGAAAACGAAAGAGAGCAAAACAGGGUGCUAACUAGGGAGAGGAUACCCACACAACGCGCGAGCUUCAGUAAACGAUCGCAGCAUAAGGAGAAGGACCGGACCAAACGAUCUACCGGAAAUGGCUGGUGGAGAAGGCAUGGAAAGAGAGAAAGAGUUAUUGAGAGAGCGAGGAGAGAAAGGGAGAGAAGGAAAGCAGAACAGUUGCUGAGAGGAAGAUAGUAGCAACCAGCAGAUUGAUUGCGGCACGGCCUGGAUUUUCCAGACCCCUAACCUAUGGUCCCUCGGGGCCCAGAAGACCAGAAAGGCUGCAAUCCGCUACUGAGGCGGAUCAGCAGUUGUUCCCGCUGCCUGCCUGCUUUAGUGUGUCCAGUUCUCUGCCAGUACCACUGACUGAUAACAACGUGGACCACCACCUGGACAGAGCGUGCGUGCGUGCGUUUGUUUACGUUACGUUCACACUUGCUUCACCAUCGCCGCCAUCAUCUUUUGCCGCCAAAUGCCGGAUACACGCGUGCCAAAGGGGGCGCGCAUCUCAAUCGGGCAUUCAAGUACGUAGGGAUUGGCACAUCGCGAAAUGCGCCCGUGCCAAUCGCACAGCACAGCACAGCACAAUGGUCCCAAGAGGGCCUCGCAUCUGGCCUCGAUAUUCCAGCGGGCAGCGUGUGUCGCCCUGUUCGCGCGCCGGCUGAUAAGGGUGCCCCGCGCCCGCGUUCGCCCCAGGACACGGCCCCAUCCAUCCGUACCCCACAUACCCCGAUCGAUAAGGGCCAUUUAAUGGCUGGCUGGCUGGCGUCUGCCGCUCUCUGUCGCUCUCGUUGUCCCUUCCUGCUCGUCCUGUCGCGAUUGGACGUUCCGCUUAUCGAAUUAUCAUCACCCGCACCCGCGCGCUCGCGCACGUCAUGCCCAGUUGCCCCAAAACGCCGCCCACCCCCCCGAUCCUGAACAUCUCCUGGUGUGCGGCGCGCGCGCCGCGAGUGCCGGUUCGCAGUCGGUGGCGCACCACAAUUGCGGAAAGGAAGUUUAGUUUCAGCUCGCUGUUGUCCUUUUUUUUGCUUUUGGUUUUUUAAAACGGCUCUCACUCACAAGCAUGAAUUCCGGCAACGCCGGAAGCGUCCGAUACUCGCGCCAGACGACGAUAGGCAUCGAUGAGCUGGGACAGAAAAAUAAUGACGACACGCAGCAGUCGCAGAAACCGCCGAAGCCAAAACCGAAACCGAAGAACCGAUCGCAGCUGGGCAGUGACUUCGUGGCACCGGAUGGUGGCUGGGGUUGGGUGGUAGUGUUUGCCGCCGGCUUUUCCAACCUCUGUACCUUUCCGGUGCUGCAGCAGUUCGGGUUGCUGUUCCGGGAGCGGAUGAUCGAGCUGUCGAUCGGCGGCUCCGAGGUGACGACCAUCAUCAACACCCACUCGGCGCUCACAUCGAUCGUGGGGCUGGCAAAUGGGCCAAUGUUCCGGCGGUUCACCUACCGGCAGGUGGCGUUCGGGGGUGCCCUGCUCGUCUCCAUCGCAAUCAUGCUGACGGCCUGUAUGGACAGCUUCGCCGGUUACAUGGUCACGUUCGCCGUACUGUACGGUGCCGGUGUAGGGAUCAACGCAUCCGCCAACUCGCUCGCCCUCAAUACCUACUUCAAGCGGAAGCGCCGCCUGGCGACCGGGUUCGCGUGGACGCUGACCGGGCUGGGGCCGAUCGUUGCGCCCCAUCUGAUCACGCUGAUGCAGCGCAAGUUCGGCACGCCCGGUACGGUCCUGGUGUUCGGUGGGUUCGCCUGCCAUGCCAUCGCCUGGGCCCUGCUCUACCAGCCCGUCCAGUGGCACGCGAGACGGCCUGCCGUUGAUGGCAGCGAUCAGCAGGAGUCGCAGGAGGCAACCGACCCGACCGGUGUGAGUGGUACCGAGGAGACGAUACCGGUCACGCCGGCUCCGAGCGCCCGCUGUAGCUUCUGCCAGGCCGAGGGCACAACGACGGAGCUGGUGGCGGCGUACGAUGCGAUGGUGAUGGACACGGGCACCCCGAUGCUCUCGCUGGCCAACGAUGGUUGGUACUCGCGGAACUCGCUCCGCUCGCUCUACAGCUCACGGCACAGUCUCACCACACCCCGCUACCUGUCGCUGCGCCCCUCGAUGCUGAACCUCAGCGGUGCCGGGAUGGGCUCAGGAGCGACCGGUGGCGUCGCCAAGGACUCGGCUGCCCGCACGAUCGACGAGUGCCACACGGAGGACUGCCCGCAGGUGCAGGCCGAACACGAGCCGCUCCGGCGGCCACAGCGAACACAGGACCAGCAACCGAAGGUGGCCCCAGCCGCGGUGGUACCACGCGAUCCUCUCCCAGCCGUUGCUCAGAGCUGGCCAGUGGCAGCGGAAGUGGCCCUACCAUCGGUACCGCAAGAUCCAAUCGCCAAAAACAGACGCCGAACUAUGAGCGCUGGGGAGCGGGAGGUGCUGAAGCAGGCCUCCCGGCGGCUCGAGCAGCUCGUUGCCGAACAGCACCACUCCCACCGUCAGCAACAGCAGCAGCAACAGCGUGGCACCCGCCGAGCCUGCACCUGCUGUUCGGUAGCACUGGUACCGCCACCGAGUCAAGCUCGAGUGGUGGCCGGUGGCCACCCGAACCCGGAUCCCGGACGGUCGCUGACCGUGCUGCAGCGGCUGGUUGUUUUCUUCGAUCUCGAUCUGCUGCGCGAUCGCGUGUACGUCAACAUUAUGGUCGGCAUCACGAUCGCCAACUUCGCCGAGCUCAACUUCUCCAUCCUGACGCCGUUCGUGCUGGCCGAGUUCGGGUGCGACCGGCACCAGAUCGCGACCGCCAUGUCGCUGCUCGCCGCGACCGACAUCUGCUGCCGCUUCCUCGUGCCGUUCAUCGCGAACCGGCUCGACUGGCAGAACCGCACCUUCUUCCUGCUCGGCGUCAUCAACAUGGCUCUCGGUCGAAUCGUGCUGGCCCAUUUCCACAGCUAUCCGGUGGUGCUGGCCGUCGCCUGCUGGAUUGGGUUCAACAAGGGCCUGCGGACGGUGUUUAUGGCGCUCGCCAUACCGUCGCACGUCCCGCUCGACCGGCUUCCUGGUGCUACCGGCAUCCAUCUGCUGUUUGCCGGCAUCUUCUAUCUGGUCGCCGGCCCGCUGGUUGGCUUUGUGCGGGAUAGCACCGACUACGCCACGACGCUGCACUUCCUCAAUCUCGCCACAUACACGAUGGCCGUCAGCUGGUGCGUCGAGAUGUACUACCUAACGCCGCGCCGCCAGAAGCACCAACGGAACAAUGGCAGCGGCAACAGCAGCAGCUGAUGCAGAACAUCACUCCCUGGAGUCCUGGAGUCCUGCACGCUCUGGGGUACGAGACCGGAAUUUACGUCGUUUACGUGCAGCUCGAAAAAAGCGCGUGCUCGUGCUCAUCACUUUCUCCU